Molecule: messenger RNA, 6974 nt
Organism: Rhopilema esculentum
Lineage: Eukaryota; Metazoa; Cnidaria; Scyphozoa; Rhizostomeae; Rhizostomatidae
Product: echinoderm microtubule-associated protein-like 6
Molecular function (GO): microtubule binding
Source: RefSeq, a predicted model, not a curated record
GGUUACACUCGCCUUUUUCAAGGAGGCUGUUUGAAAGCGGGAAGGAAGAGGUUGCAGACCGUCCUGAAUGCUCUGACUAAAAUCUUGAUUUGGUCAUGGUCGAUAAGACAGCUCCUGCGUGCCAGCUUCGCCUUGAAUGGGUUUAUGGCUAUCGUGGCCACCAAUGCCGCAACAAUCUCUUUUACACCCAAAGUAACGAUGUGGUGUACUUUGUUGCUGGUGUUGGCGUUGUCUACAGUCCGAAAGAAAGGAGACAAAGAUUUUUCUUGGGUCAUACAGACGACAUUAUCAGCUUAGCUUUGCAUCCAGAAGGGACUCUUGUUGCAACUGGGCAGGUUGGAAAAGAUCCAUAUAUUUGUGUUUGGGAUUCAGUCACUUGUGAAACUGUUUCUAUCCUGAAAGAUGCUCACCAGAGAGGAAUAUCCUGUCUUACUUUUAAUUCAGUUGGCACGCAAGUAGCAUCAAUUGGUUUGGAAGAUCAAGCACUUCUAACAGUCUGGGAUUGGAAGAAAGGAAAAGUGGUGGCAACGACUAGGGGACAUAAUGACCGGAUAUUUGAUGUCCAAUUCAACCCUUAUCAAGAUAAUCAGCUAGUAACUUGUGGGGUGAAACAUAUCAAAUUUUGGAAGCUAUGUGGCAACUCAUUAACAUCAAAGAAAGGAAUUUUCGGAAAGGUUGGCGAGCUGCAAACUAUUCUUUGCACAUCGUAUGGACCUAAUGGUGUCCUGUAUUCUGGGACAUUAAGUGGUGACAUUUACAAAUGGCAAGAUAAUAACUUGGUCGCAACGAUCCCGAAUGCGCAUUCGGGAGGUGUUUUUACCAUGCACAGCUGUCCAGAUGGCUAUGCAACGGGAUCAAAAGACGGAACUGUCAUUCUUUGGGAUACAGAGUUUAAGCCAAUCACAAAAGUAGAUCUGGCCAACAAUCCAAUUGGAUAUAAAGGUCUGUCAGUGAGGAGUGUUUGCUGGGGAGGAGAGAAAAUCCUUGCUGGAACAAACGGAGGGGAAAUUUUUGAGAUAACUGCUGCAGACAAAGACAAGCCCAUCACACUUGUACAGGGUCAUGCCGAAGGGGAAUUGUGGGCUUUGGCUUGUCAUCCCCGUAAACAGCUGUUUGUCACUGGUAGCGAUGACAAAUCUGUUCGUUUAUGGGACAUGGCUAGUAGAAGCUUGAUCGCUCGUGGGCAGUUUGAUUUGAAUAUUCGGUCAGCGGCUAUCAGCCCUGAUGGAAGUCAAAUUGCCAUUGGACACGGGGAUGGAUCCUUCAGGGUAUUAAAGGGAAGAGAUUUAACAGAAUUGUAUCACAUCAAAGACAGAAAGGAGGUGCUUCAUGAAAUGAAAUAUUCCCCAGAUGGUUCGCUUUUGGCUGUUGGCUCAAAUGAUAACUUUGUUGACAUUUAUGCCGUAAACGAACGGUACAAAAGAGUUGGCAACUGUAAAGGAAGCUCUAGUUACAUCACUCAUUUAGAUUUCUCAGAUGACAGCAAAUACAUUCAAACAAAUUCAGGGGCAGCCGAACGACUGUUUUACCGAAUGCCUGUGGGUAAAAGGGUGACGAAAAAGGAGGAGCUUGAUUCGAUUCACUGGUCAACUUGGACAUGCGUUCUAGGCGAUGAGGUGAAUGGAAUUUGGGAGAAAUUUACUGACACAACAGAUGUGAAUGCUGCGGAGGCUAAUUUUCAAAACGGGGUUAUAGUUACAGGAGAUGAUUUUGGACAAGUUAAGCUGGUACGAUUUCCUUGCAUCAAGAAAGGAGGAAAAUUUCGAAAGUAUGUUGGACAUUCUGCUCACGUAACGAACGUUCGGUUCUCGUGUGAUGGUACAUACGUGAUCAGCACAGGUGGUGCAGAUCAUGCCGUUUUCCAGUGGAGAUUCAUACCCGAGGGUGGCAUUGAUUCUGCUGCAAGUGAUGUGGCAAGCACAGUCGCUGAUCUUGGCGAUUCAUACGAUGAAGCAAGCGAUUCUGAUUUGUCUGAUGUGGACCCUGUUGACAGUGAUAUUGAGCAGGAAUUAACCAAAGACUAUGGCAGAACAAUUUACAAAGAAGACCUUCCAAAGAUCCAACGAAAGCUGAAGGAUGCUGAGAAAAGUGACACGAAAGUUUCCGCCAAAAAGGCACGUGGGAAGUCACCUUCGAAGGGUGUCCAACUUAGCUUUGUGCAUGGGUACCGUGGCUACGAUUGUCGUAACAACAUUUUCUACAUGCAGUCGGGUGAAAUCGUAUACCACAUAGCUGCUGUUGGGGUUGUUUACAACAAACAAACGCAUUCACAAAGGUUCUAUUUGGGUCAUGAUGACGAUAUUCUGUGCCUUGCUAUUCACCCAAUGAAGGACAUCAUUGCCACUGGACAGGUAGGCCGUGAUGCGACUGUCCAUAUCUGGGAUGCUGAAAAGUGCGAGGUUCUAUCGAUUUUAAAAGGACAGCACGAGCGUGGUGUUUGUGCUGUUGAUUUUUCAGCCGACGGUAAAAGACUUGCGAGCGUGGGCUUGGACGACAAUCACUGUGUUGUGGUAUGGGACUGGCGCAAGGGCGAGAAGCUCGCGACAACCAGGGGACAUAAAGACAAAAUAUUUGAAAUAAGAUGGGAUCCAAUCAACACAGAUCAGUUGGUGACUGUUGGAAUGAAGCAUAUCAAAUUCUGGACUCAAACUGGAGGUGGAUUUACAUCUAAAAGGGGGACUUUUGGCAAAGAGGGAAAAGUGGAGACUAUGCUUUGUUCAUCGUUCUCAAAGACACCAGGGAUGGUCUACAGUGGAGCUUCCAAUGGCUCGGUUUAUGUGUGGGAAAACGGAGUGUUGAAGCAGAUCGUUGAAGCUCACAAAGGACCCGUAUUUUCUUUGCAUUGUCUUGAAAAGGGUUUUGUAUCAGGUGGGAAAGACGGAGUUGUUGCUUUAUGGGACGAGAAUUUCAGCCGUUGCCUGAAAACAUACAAGAUUGCAAAAGCCAAUCUAGAGAAGAGCUCCGUUUUGCUGGAUGAUUUCCCACCUGUUAGAGCUGUCACGUUAGGCCAUGGAAAGAUUCUUGUUGGUACACGAAGUAGCGAGAUAAUGGAAAUCGACAAAGCUGGUCCUGUUGAAAUCCUUAUACAGGGACACGGAGAAGGAGAAGUAUGGGGAUUGGCACAGCAUCCAUCGGAGCCAAUUUGUGCAACCGUUGGUGAUGACUGCACUUUAAGGGUCUGGAAUCUAGCGGACAACAAGAUGAUCAAAAUCAGAAAAUUUCCCAUUGCUGGGAGGUGUGUCGGUUUUUCACCGAAUGGCAAAGCCAUAGUCGUGGGCAUGAAAAAUGGAAGCUUUGCAGUGGUUGAUACGGAUUCUCUCAGUGACAUGAUUGGUUUUCAUCACAGAAAAGAGGAAAUAUCAGAUGUCAAGUUUUCACCUGGUGAAGGCAAGUACCUGGCAGUCGCAUCCCAUGACAAUUUCGUUGACAUAUACAAUGUUUUAAACAACCAAAGAGUUGGUAUCUGCAAAGGAGCGUCGAGCUAUAUAACACACAUUGACUGGGAUAUUAAAGGUAAACUGAUCCAAGUCAAUUCCGGUGCCAAAGAACUGUUGUACUACGAAGCACCGCGUGGCAAGCGAAUAACCAUCACUGCAACGGAACGCGAGAAAAUCGAAUGGUCCACUUGGACAGGAGUUCUUGGUGCUGAAUGUGAAGGAAUAUGGCCUAGGGCGAGUGAUGUCACCGAUGUUAAUGCUGCUGAUCGCAGUAAAGAUGGAACCUUGCUUGCAACAGCAGAUGAUUUUGGCUUUGUCAAGAUUUUUGACUUCCCAUGUAAGGAGAAACUUGCAAAGUUUAAAAAAUACAAUGCACAUUCUGCUCACGUAACAAACGUAAGAUGGUCUCAUGAUGACAGCUGCCUGGUAACCGUUGGUGGAGCUGAUCUUGCUAUGAUGGUUUGGAAUAACCUGGAUGAGACAGCCCCUACAUCAGGCACAGGACAGGUCGACGCUGCGGACGAUGACACCGAUUCUGAGGAGGAGAGUGGCUACGAUAGCGAUGUAGAGAGAGAGAAAAAGAUCGACUAUUCGUCAAAGAUUUAUACCGUGUCUUUGAGAGAAUCUUCUGGUACCAAACCACAGCACCAAUCGAUUGAAGAAAGUCGCAAACCCGCAGUGAGUCGGGCUUCCUCCCGCCAUCGGGUUCAGCGAAAGGAGGCUGCCUCUCCAGAAGGCAAAAAGAAGAAACACACUGAUGUACAGGACUUGAAGUUGGAAUUCGUGUACGGCUAUCGAGGAUUCGAUUCGCGAAAUAACUUGCAUUACCUUUCCGAAGGUGAUAUUGCCUAUCAUGCAGCAGGCGUUGGUAUUGUUUACAACUCUUCAACAAACAAUCAGAAGUUUUAUACAGAGCACACAGAUGACAUCAUUUGUUUAACUGUCAAUCAGAAUCCUAAAUUCAAGAAUGUUGUCGCUUCUGGCCAGAUUGGUAACAGCCCCGCAGUGCACGUGUGGAACGCAGGAAAUAUGGAAACACUGUCUAUUGUCCAGGGCUUCCACACAAAAGGUGUAUGCUCUGUCCACUUUAGUUCCAGUGGAAGGUACCUUUUAACAGUCGGACUGGACAACGAACAUUCUAUUGCUGUGUGGAAAUGGGCAGAAGGUAGCAAAGUUGCUUCAUCUGUCGGUCAUUCGCAUCGAAUCUUUGUUGGUGAAUUCCGUCCUGAUUCUGACAUAGCGUUCGUAACUUGUGGUGUAAAACACGUCAUGUUCUGGACCGUUGCUGGUGGAUGUUUAGUAGGGAAGAAAGGUGUUGUAGCCCUACCCGAUCAAGAUGUCAAAAUGCAGACAAUGUUAUCUGUUGCUUUUGGAUCCAACGACACAACGUUCACAGGUUCAAUGAGUGGUGAUGUUUUCGUAUGGGUGGGAACGAGUCUUACCAGAGUUGUUGGGCAGGCGCAUUCUGGCCCAGUGUUCACUAUGUACACGACAAUCAAAGAUGGGCUUAUUGUUACUGGUGGCAAAGAAAAGGAACCAGCUGCUUCUAAAGAAUGUGGUCCUGUUAAAAUCUGGGACCAAGAAAUGAAGAGAUGUCGUGUCUUCAAUCUUGGACCUGGCUCCAAGCAACCCAUACCAAGAGCUGUUUGUAGAGGAGGUGCUAAGGGUGCAUUAUUAGUUGGAACACAGGACAGCGAAGUUUUUGAGAUCAAUGAAAAGUCAGCAGCACCACAGGUGUUACUGCAUGGACACUGUGAAGGAGAAAUAUGGGGUUUGGCAUCACACCCUGUGAAGGAUGUUUUUGUCACAGGCAGCGAUGAUGGGACUGUUCGAUUAUGGGAUGCCUCUACAAAGACCAUGGUAAAAAAGGCAUCUUUGGGUGGAGCAAUACGAUCUGUGACAUAUUCUCCUGAAGGUGACAAAAUCGCCAUUGGUAUGAAGAAUGGAGAAUUCUCCAUACUCAGUGCUACAUCCUUGCAAGUUCUCGGUAAAAAGCGUGACAGAAAUCAAGCAAUUCACGACUUGAGGUUUAGUCCAGAUGGUGAAAUACUUGCUGUUGGAUCUGAUGAUAAAACUGUUGACUUUUACAACAGUAAACCUGGUGGAGCACUGGCAAGAAUUGGUUAUUGCAAGGGAAUUCCAAGUUUUGUUAUUCAAAUGGACUUUUCUGCUGAUGGGAAAUACAUACAGGUUUCAACUGGUGCGUACGAGAGGCUCGUUUUCUCCGUUCCUGGCGGUCAGCAUGUAACAGCUCAAGAUAAAAUAGACUCUAUCACGUGGGCGACAUGGACAAGUAUGCUCGGUAAAGAAGUUCUUGGAAUUUGGCCCAAAAAUGCGGAUAAAGGGGAUAUAAACUGCACUGAUCUUUCCCACCAUGGAUCAACAUUGGCAACUGGAGAUGACUAUGGUUAUGUCAAGCUCUACAGCUUCCCUUGCUUCGACAAAUCGAUGAAAGGGAAAAAGUUCGUUGGGCAUUCAGCUCACGUGACUAAAGUCCGCUUUUCUCACGAUGACAAAUAUUUGUACAGCACUGGCGGUGAUGAUUGCUGCGUUUUCGUUUGGAAAUGCAGCUGAGCACUCAUAGCAAUGCACACGGGAACUUUUUUCAAUAUACUAAUGGUCGUUUUAAUAAUAAUUGAACCGUAUUUUGACUUGAUAUCAUUGAAUUUUGUGGACCUUUGUUACGUGUAGUGAAGUUAUUUAUUUUUAGUACGUUUUGCAUACGAAUACUGGCAGUCGUAGUCAGGGCCGCGGAGAGGAUUUGUAGGCCCUGGGUCAAAACAAAAGAAAAAAGCAAGGCACACCGGAAGCGACCCUUUAAAGAGGUCUGGGGAAACUUUUUCAGACGGCUGUUGCUAAAAUUGCGGCUACUUUGGUUGCUGAAAUUGCGAUGAUGGCUAUUACUUCUCUAGUCUUUUCAAUAUAGUUAAAGUAUGACUGGUACACUAUCGUCAGAAUUGCAUAUUUCUUAGCUAUAAAAUAUGCAAUUCUUUAAUGUCGGAAUUAUUAUUAUUGAUGUUAUUGCUAAGAUAAUUAGGCGAUUCAUGUCAAUUGGCGAGAUAUGGGAGGGGUUCAGUAUUCUUUGAUUAUACACAAGGUUGAAGGAAGAUGACCUAGCAAAAAAGGAUGGCAUAUCUCCUAACAUCACCGGGUAGUCACUUUUUCUAAGGAGCAUCAACCAAUGCAGCUGUUGAGCAAGCUUUAGCCUUUGAAUUUGCAACGUUUAUUUUCCAAUAUUUUCAUUGCAUUAAGGUUGUUUCUGACUUUGCCUGCUAGUGUUGCAUCAGCUGAAAUGUCGUUCAAAUUGUCCAAAGCAACUUAAAUUUCCGAAAAAACUUUACUAAAGCCCCAUAAUUGACCCUUUUACAGAUGCAAAGACUUGGAAAUUGUUUUGUUAACUAACUAGAAAAUUACCUAAAGCUACUAGCUCUGUUUGACAAACAUAAUGGGGGUAUUAAUACUGUUGCUGCUUCUACCUUAUUUUAUUUAAAGGUUUUUCCUAUUAAUUUUUCUAUUAUUGAUAAUGGAGACACUGAA